AUGCACCCGGCGCUCGGCAACCCUCGCGCGGUCUCGUCCUCGUCUGGCUCCUUCCUGCCGCCCCCAGCUGCCGCUCGGUUACAGCCCCUCUUCCUCCGAGGGGGUUCCUCCCGCGGCCGGAGAGGCUCGGGCGACAGCAGCACCAGUACCAGCACCAGCCGGGGGGGAGGAGGCGGCAGACGCGGCGGGGGCGGCUGCUCCCCAAGCAGCAGCACCGGCGCAGAGAGGGAGGAGGACGACGAAAGCAUCAGCAUCAGCAAGCCGCUGGUGCCGGCCGCCGCCGCCGCGCUCCCGGGACCCCCGGCUCAAGGGGGCGCCGCGGCCGCCGACUCCGCGCCGGCCGCUUUCUCCUCCUCCGCGGUCACUUCCUCCUCCACCUCCACGCCCACCUCCUCUUGCAGCAUGACAGCCGUGGACUUCGGCGGGGGCGCAGCGGCUGGGGCCGUCGGGGGCCCUGGGAGCCGCUCGACCGGGGGCGCGGGCGGUACCGGGACCGGCAGCGGCGCUUCCUGCUGCUCGUGUUGCUGCUGCUGCGGCCGCCCCACCCGGUCUGGCCGCAGGGGUCGGCGUCGGGGCUGCACCCCUAGCCCUGGGUGCAGCUGGGGCUACCAGGCGCUGUCCGUGGUGCUACUGCUGGCGCAAGGCGGUCUGCUAGACCUGUACCUCAUCGCUGUCACUGACCUGUACUGGUGCUCCUGGAUCGCCACCGACUUGGUGGUGGUGGUGGGUUGGGCCAUCUUCUUCGCCAAGAACAGCCGGGGCCGUCGGGGCGGCGUGGCGAGUGGUACGCACAACCACCAUCAGCACCACCACCACGCUGCGCCUCCUCUGCACUUGCCGGUCGCCUCUUCAGCCUCCGCUGGGGCUACCGCCGGGGCCAAGGCGCGCGGCGGACGCGCUAGCGCUGGAGGCCUGGGGAGCAGUCAGGGGGCAACCGGGACAGCGGGCGAGUUCGCCUUCGCCUACCUGGCCUGGCUCAUCUACUCCAUCGCCUUUACGCCCAAGGUGGUGCUUAUUCUCGGCACGUCCAUCCUGGACCUCAUAGAGCUUCGCGCGCCCUUUGGCACCACGGGCUUCCGCCUCACCAUGGCGCUGUCGGUGCCCCUGCUCUAUAGCUUGGUGAGGGCUAUCAGCGAGGCGGGCGCGCCUACGGGCUCCGCGGGACCCCUCCUGCUACAGCCCCAGCAACACCGUGCCGCUGGUUGCUUCCUGGGUACGUGUCUCGACCUGCUUGACAGCUUUACCCUGGUGGAGCUAAUGCUGGAAGGGCGCGUGCCGCUGCCAGCACACCUGCGAUACCUGCUUAUCUCUGUCUACUUCCUGACCCUCGCCUCGCCGGUGCUCUGGCUCUACGAGCUCAACUCCGCAACCGUGGCAGCGUCAUCCUGGGGCCAGGCUUCUGGCCCCGGCAGCUGCAGCCGCCUUCUGCGUCUACUGGGUGGCUGCCUGGUAGACGUGCCCUUGCUAGCGCUGCGGUGCCUCCUAGUGGUGAGCUACCAGCAGCCCCUCUCCAUCUUCAUGCUCAAGAACCUCUUCUUCCUUGGCUGCCGAGGCUUGGAGGCCCUGGAGGGCUGUUGGGACCGGGGAAGUCGGGCCUCCCCUAGUAGGGUCAGAGGUGGUUACGGUGCUCCACCCUCUGCCCCGCCGCCCCCGCCCCCACCACCUCAGGGAGGUUCCCAGCUGGGCCACUGCAUCUCUGAGAACGAGGGAGGUCCCCAUGGUUAUGUCAACACACUGGCAGUGGCUUCCCAGAAUUGAGGGAGUGAAGGACAACCUUACUUUGAGGUUGAGUCCCCAGGCCCCAUGGCCUCUGACCUCUUUCCCUGAUUUGGUUAGGCUUUGUUGGGAAGAGGUGACUUUUAUUAGGGCUGAGGGCCAGUACAU
This is a messenger RNA of Sciurus carolinensis (gray squirrel), 1884 nucleotides long. RefSeq names its product transmembrane protein 121B (gene Tmem121b). The record is from RefSeq and is a predicted model, not a curated record. Bases 1 to 1758 code for a protein of 585 amino acids. NCBI's taxonomy places the organism in Eukaryota, Metazoa, Chordata, Mammalia, Rodentia, Sciuridae. The transcript has a single exon.